Messenger RNA from Aspergillus pseudotamarii, 942 nucleotides. RefSeq lists its product as uncharacterized. Bases 1 to 942 code for a protein of 313 amino acids. The transcript has 2 exons. NCBI's taxonomy places the organism in Eukaryota, Fungi, Ascomycota, Eurotiomycetes, Eurotiales, Aspergillaceae. The record is from RefSeq and is a predicted model, not a curated record.
AUGAAAAACUCUCUAGCUGAGAUACUCAACAAUGUUGUCAAGCUUCUUGAGGACCAGGUGCAUCAUGUCAACACACUGCCGGCCCAGCAACAUGAUACGACGUUAUUUAUGACAGAGGAUGAGCUCUUCCACAGUCUCUUCAUCCAUUAUGAGCAACCGACCAGGGAUGUUGGCAAGAUCCUUAAGCUACUUAACGAGUUCGAGGCUUCUUCUCAAGCACAAGCCCAGGAGCUUUUAUCGUGCAAUGAAUUCACCUGGUGGAUGGAAUCCGCUCAUCCGAAAAGCCUUUUCGUGCUUGGAAACUUUUGGUUACCCGGCUCCAGCAUGAUCUCACCCUUAUCUAUUCUCUGCGCCACUCUCGCCUUGAGCCUACACAUGAACGCUCGAUCUAUCGUGUUACACUUCUUCUGUGGUCUGCAUCAGCAUGGAAACGAUCCAGUCGGUGGACCAACUGGGCUUAUUCAAAGUCUGAUCGCCCAACUAAUACUGUCUGGUUCACAGUUUGACAUGAGCUUCAUUAACACACACUCCUUUAAAGAUGACAUUCGUAGCCAUUCGCUCAAGGAACUGUGUUCGACAUUUCGUGAGCUUAUCGAGCAGCUUCCUCCAACAGUGACGGUGAUCUGCAUGCUUGACAGCAUCACCAGUUUUGAAUCCAAAACGUGGGAGGCUCAGUGGGUGGACGUCAUCAACAUUCUGGACAAUAUUGUCCGCAAUGAGCGUCUCCGUCCUAUCUUUAAAAUCAUAAUAACAACCUCCUUUAUGAGGUCUGGAUUUACUGGGGAUAGGAUGAAAAUCGAUCAUCUUGUCCGACUUCAACCCAAUGUCGUCGGAGGAGAAAGAAUGUCCAUUGGGGUCACACCUAGACCCUGGCGAUCGAUGGAAGGUUAUAGGCAGCGGAUGGCGCGAGCGGACGAGUCUGACGAUGACUCGGAUUAUUAG